AUGAACAGCAUAAAAGAAGCUAUAUCAGCUAUCUUCAUAGGUAUAGUGGUCGCCGAGUUCCUUCGCAAAACUGGUCGCGUGUUGCAAGCCAUCGAGGUUUACAAGGAAUGUUUGAUUAUAUUACACAGUCAGGCGAAGGCUAUCGAUCGUUCAUUGGCAAACUUUACGUUCCGAGCCAUCUACAAGGGAAUAAUCAGUGCUUACGUUUAUGUAAAGGAUUACAUAAGUGCAGAAAAAUACCUGAGGGAACUCCUCCUAUACCUGGAUUCUAAUGACACCACUGGAAAAGGAUGGCUACAUUUAAACCUGGCAGAAAUACUUCAGGUACAAAGUAAAUUAAUGGAGGCCUGGAAAUUUUACGAAUCAGCAAUCAACAUCAUGAAAACGAUGGGAAACAUACAUGGCCAGGCACUGUGUUACGCAAAGCUCGGAAAAAUGUUCCAAUCGCAUGGUCAAUACGAUAAAGCCCGAGAAUAUCAAGAGAAAGCACUCGAUAUCACAAAAGAAAUUGGUGACAGGUAUGGAGAAGCAACAAGCUACGGAAACCUAGGAACUUUGUUCCAAUCACUCGGUCAAUAUGACAAGGCCCGAGAAUAUCAAGAGAAAGCACUCGCUAUCACAAUAGAAAUUGGUGACAGGGAUGGAGAAGCAACAAGCUACGGAAACCUAGGAACUUUGUUCCAAUCACUCGGUCAAUAUGACAAGGCCCGAGAAUAUCAAGAGAAAGCACUCGCUAUCAAAAUAGAAAUUGGUGACAGGGAUGGAGAAGCAACAAGCUACGGAAACCUAGGAACUUUGUUCCAAUCACUCGGUCAAUAUGACAAGGCCCGAGAAUAUCAAGAGAAAGCACUCGCUAUCAAAAUAGAAAUUGGUGACAGGGAUGGAGAAGCAACAAGCUACGGAAACCUAGGAACUUUGUUCCAAUCACUCGGUCAAUAUGACAAGGCCCGAGAAUAUCACGAGAAAGCACUCGCUAUCAAAAUAGAAAUUGGUGCACUCGCUAUCAGAAUAGAAAUUGGUGACAGGGAUGGAGAAGCAACAAGCUACGGAAACCUAGGAACUUUGUUCCAAUCACUCGGUCAAUAUGACAAGGCCCGAGAAUAUCAAGAGAAAGCACUCGCUAUCAGAAUAGAAAUUGGUGACAGAGAUGGAGAAGCAACAAGCUACGGAAACCUAGGAACUUUGUUCGAAUCACUCGGUCAAUAUGACAAGGCCCGAGAAUAUCAAGAGAAAGCACUCGCUAUCACAAUAGAAAUUGGUGACAGGGAUGGAGAAGCAACAAGCUAUAGAAACCUUACAUCAACGUUUCUCUUACUCGGCUUGUAUGCAAAGGCUGACGACUAUCUAAAGAAGGCAAUGGAAGUUAGAAAGGGUAUCGAUGAUAGAAUUGGAGAAGCAGUAGACUACAUACACCUUGGUUCAAUUUCUCUUAAGCGUGGUGAAUAUGACAAGGCUCAAGAAUAUUGCGAGAAAGCCCUUACAAUUUGUAUGGACAUCGGUGAUAGAGAAAAAAUAGUAGUCAGCUACCAGAAGUUAGGAUUGUGUUACCAAUCUCUUGGUAAAAAUGACAUAGCCGAAGAAUACGUUAAGCAAGCUCUACUAUUAAGUAGGGAUAUUGGACACAUUUUGAACGAGUUUUGCUGCCUUUGUGAUCUAUCGGUGUUAAUGAUGUCAAAAGGUCAUCUUGAGGAAGCUUCUUCGUAUCUUUUUCAAGUCAUUCAAAAGUUCGAAACUUUGAGAGGUUUUCUUAAAGAAAACGAUGAGUUGCAAAUAUCUCUUUUAGAAGAGUACGGCACCUUUCCCUACAAGUUGUUAAGUGGGUUGCUUUCUUCCAUCGGAGAGCCUGAACGUGCCCUUUACGUCGAGGAGCUGAGAAGGGCAAGAGGCCUGGCCGACUUGAUGACAGCUCGGUACUCUGUUCAAGAGCAGAUCUCAAGCGAUCCACAGUCUUGGUGUGGCAUUCAAGGGAUCAUCAGAAAAGAAGCAGACUGUGCAUGCCUGUACAUUUCGGUUGGUGGAGAUGAGGUGCGGUUUUGGAUAAUAAAAGCAACGGGAGCUAUUCUUUUUUCAGAAAAGAAAGUGAACCUGGACCCCAACAAGGUGACCGGAAUAGUCCCUGAGGUAGAUGAGUUUUUUAAAGAACUGAUGUCACUUCACUACGACAACCGCUCAGUGCUGCGUGACUACGACACCGAAGAUUUCAAAACAAGUCUUGACUUGUGUUACAAGAUAAUCAUUGCUCCCGUGGCCAGUUUACUGAAGCAGCCCGAGAUCAUAAUUGUCCCUGAUUCCUGUGUGUACCAAGUGCCAUUUGCAGCCUUGGCUGACGAAGGAGGCAAGUAUUUAUCAGAGACAUGCAGGAUUCGGUUGGUUCCCUCUCUCACGACUCUAAAGCUUGUUCAAGACAGUCCUCCAGACUAUCACAGUCAGACCGGGGCACUGGUAGUGGGUGACCCUGUGGUUGGAAAGGUGAUUUACAAGGGAAGGUGCAGAAAUAUGAUACCAUUGCCGUGUGCAAGAAAGGAAGCAGAGAUGAUUGGAACACUUCUUGGCGUAAGGCCUUUGAUAGGAGAGUCCGCUACAAAGCAUUCUGUACUCCAAGCGAUAAAUUCAGUGAGCCUGAUACACAUUGCUGCGCAUGGAGAUCCCGAAAGAGGGGAGAUUGCUCUUUCUCCUAAGCACCCUACCCAACUCCCACCUUUUCCUCGAGAAGAAGAGUAUCUUUUGACGAUGGCAGAUAUUUCAAAAACUCAGUUGCGAGCUAAACUGGUGGUGCUUAGUUGUUGUCACAGUGCUCGUGGACAGAUUAGAACCGAGGGAGUUAUUGGAAUUGCCCGAGCGUUCUUGGGAUCCGGAGCUCGUUCAGUGUUAGCGGCACGAUGGAGGCUGGAUGACAUAGCCACAGAGCAGUUCAUGACUUGUUUCUACAAACAUUUGUUCCGCGGUGAAAGCGCCAGUGAGUCUCUCCACAAGGCCAGGAAGUGGAUGAGAAAUAACGGCUUUGACAAAGUUUCUCAAUGGGCGCCAUUUAUGAUCAUGGGCGACAACGUGACAUUUGAUUUUGGAAAUUGGCCGGUGCCUAACGCACCUUAA
This is a messenger RNA of Pocillopora verrucosa, 3093 nucleotides long. NCBI's taxonomy places the organism in Eukaryota, Metazoa, Cnidaria, Anthozoa, Scleractinia, Pocilloporidae. The record is from RefSeq and is a predicted model, not a curated record.